Diversispora eburnea is the source of this 792-nucleotide messenger RNA. NCBI's taxonomy places the organism in Eukaryota, Fungi, Glomeromycota, Glomeromycetes, Diversisporales, Diversisporaceae. The record is from the annotation of a GenBank genome assembly.
AUGAAAAAUAUAUCUUGGAUUAAAGUUUCGACGGUUAAAGGGAAAAAUCCAAGGAAAAAAAUUCAAAAUAUCACUUAUUUAUUAGACAAAAGCGCAAUUAAUAUUAGGGCGGAAAAAAGAUGUGAAGAUGCGGAAAUAAAUGAUCUACAUCAAAAUUCUCAAUGGAAUAAACAUUUUAGAAAAUUAUUUCAUUUAGCCAAAACUUCUAAAGAACUUCAUUAUGCCAAAAGCUAUUUAUAUAGAUAUUUUGCACGUGGAAAGGUUGGUGUAUAUAAAUGGAACCCUAAAAAUCAAAUCUUUGAACAUUAUAAUAAAAAGGAUGCUUGUGAAUCUUUUAUUCAAGUUAAUCCAUAUCAACCAUUAAUUUAUCGAGAACCAAAUGGAGCAUAUUAUAUUAAUAAAUUUCCUGGUUUUCUCCAUACCUUUUCAAUUCCAUUUAAUCAGUUUAGUAAAGAAAUUCGUGAUGCUGUAAAACUUAUUCUUAAUCAUAUGAGAAAAGUUCUCUGUUCAUCUAAUAAGGAUCAAGAACUUUAUAUGAUGGGAUUAACUUUAAGAAUAGCUAUUGUAACUGGUAAAACUAUGCUUACAUGGUUUCUUAGAAUAAUGGUUCUUGGCCCUAAAAUCUCUACAAAAACUUCUAAUGAAAAAAUUAUUACUGGAUCAUUUAAUAAAGAGUUAGAAGCCUUAAAUAUGAUUUUAACUAAAUUAUCUUUAAAUGUAGCUAGUGUCUCCUCACCCAGAAUAACAAUAUCAAAGAGUGUGGUAUCACCUACAUCAUUAGGUAUAAAGUGA